AUGGACUUGAUGAACAAAAAUCUAUUGAUGUUGAAGAUAGAUUUAGCGGUUAAUUCCGGAUCUUUUAAACAGGAUCCUAAGUUAGUCGCUGCAAUCGAUAAACUAUUUUACAAUAACACAAGAAAAGUUUUAGCAGAGACGGUAUUAUUACCUGAACGUAAACUAGAUUUCACAGAAGUGAAUCAAUUGUUGAAACAAACCCCAGUUGAAAACGAUAAAUCUUCAGUUUCGGUGAUAAAGGACACUUCCAUUAUCAGAAAGAAUGUCCUUAGGAAAAUAGAAACACUUCUUGGAGAAAUAAAUAAAAGCGCAGAAGAAGGUGAUAUCCCAAAACUUAUAAUAAGAAACCAAAGAUUAUGGAGCAACUGUGUUUACGAUCUUGAUAGGGUUACAUUGAAAGAAUUAGAAAUUUCUAAAACUACUACCAUACGAUAUUCAAGGGCUGAAGAUAAAUCUCGCUUCAACACGAUCGUUUUCGUUUUAACCAGGGUUCAUGAAUUGAUGACGAAAAACAUGACAGUCACGAGGAGAGAACUAUACUAUCAAAAUCUGGCUAGAUUUAGGAGUCAAGGUGUUUUAGAUAUAGGAGUUAGGGAUGUGUGCUGCCUUCUAGAAUGUCCGCCUUGGGAUCUCGGUAUUGUGGCUACUGCUAAGGGGCUUAUAGCGGGACCCCUAAAAAUAGUUAAUGAAGAUGGUUCCGUUAUUGACUGCUCCACGUCUGGAGGCACAUUAGUACCGCAAGAUAUUCGAAAUAUAAAAGAGUUCAAGACUUCUGCGAAGUAUAUCCUGGUUGUAGAAAAAGAUGCGAUUUUUCAGAAGUUACUUGAUGAAGGUGCACUUGUCCGGUUACGGCCAGUUAUAAUUUUAACGGGUAAAGGGUACCCUGACGUGUGUACUCGGCAACUGCUCUGUAGACUUGUAUCGGAUUUGAAGCUAAAAGCAUUAGCUCUUGUUGAUGCCGAUCCGCACGGAUAUGAAAUAUUUCUCACAUACAAAUAUGGUUCCUUGGCUCAAUCCCACCUCUCUUCAUCACUAGCGUGUCCCAAACUACUGCUCCUCGGAGCUCGCCACCAAGACGUGAUGACGCUGGCACCGAAGGCAUCCCGGCUUGCCCUCACUGCUUUAGAUAAACGAAAACUUGUAUCUUUAAUAGCGAGACCUUAUCUAAAUUCUACUACAGGUUCUCAUAUAAAGCAGGAGUUAAAGGCAAUGCUAGAUAGUGGAGUAAAGGCUGAGAUUGAGUCAUUGGCCUCUUCAGCAGCAGCGCUCUGUGAUUCUUAUCUACCCUCAAAGAUAAUACACGCAGAAUACUUAGGAUAG
This is a messenger RNA of Zerene cesonia (dogface butterfly), 1320 nucleotides long. It is a transcript of the gene mei-W68, whose product is annotated as meiotic recombination protein W68. The transcript is spliced from 8 exons. NCBI's taxonomy places the organism in Eukaryota, Metazoa, Arthropoda, Insecta, Lepidoptera, Pieridae. The record is from RefSeq and is a predicted model, not a curated record. The coding region runs from base 1 to 1320 and encodes 439 amino acids. Gene Ontology annotation, cellular component: nuclear chromosome. Gene Ontology annotation, molecular function: DNA binding; ATP binding; DNA topoisomerase type II (double strand cut, ATP-hydrolyzing) activity. Gene Ontology annotation, biological process: meiotic DNA double-strand break processing; meiotic DNA double-strand break formation; reciprocal meiotic recombination.